Messenger RNA from Hyaena hyaena (striped hyena), 4567 nucleotides. It is a transcript of the gene STIMATE, whose product is annotated as STIM activating enhancer. Lineage: Eukaryota; Metazoa; Chordata; Mammalia; Carnivora; Hyaenidae. Gene Ontology annotation, biological process: activation of store-operated calcium channel activity. Gene Ontology annotation, cellular component: membrane; cortical endoplasmic reticulum. The coding region runs from base 118 to 1002 and encodes 294 amino acids. The transcript has 8 exons. Gene Ontology annotation, molecular function: calcium channel regulator activity. The record is from RefSeq and is a predicted model, not a curated record.
AGGUACAGCUCCUAUCUCAGGUUCCCGGCCCGGGGCUCGGCGGCCUGGCCCCCGCACGCAGCGAGCCCGGGCGGGCGGGCUGGCCGCGGCACCCCGCGCCCUUCCGCCAGGCCCGCCAUGCAGGGCCCCGCCGGGAACGCGAGCCGCGGGCUGCCAGGCGGGCCACCCUCCACCGUCGCGUCCGGUGCGGGCCGCUGCGAGAGCGGCGCACUCAUGCACAGUUUCGGCAUCUUCCUGCAGGGGUUGCUCGGCGUCGUGGCCUUCAGCACGUUGAUGCUCAAGCGCUUCAGAGAGCCAAAGCAUGAGAGACGGCCGUGGAGGAUAUGGUUUUUAGACACUUCGAAACAAGCCAUAGGAAUGCUGUUCAUCCACUUUGCAAAUGUGUACCUAGCAGAUCUCACUGAAGAGGACCCUUGUUCACUGUACCUCAUCAACUUCCUCCUGGAUGCCACCGUAGGCAUGCUGCUCAUCUACGUGGGCGUGCGUGCUGUCAGCGUCUUGGUGGAGUGGCAGCAGUGGGAGUCUCUGCGUUUUGGCGAAUAUGGAGACCCUCUGCAGUGUGGAGCCUGGGUUGGGCAGUGUGCUCUUUACAUUGUGAUCAUGAUUUUUGAGAAGUCUGUCGUCUUCAUCGUCCUCCUCAUACUUCAGUGGAAAAAGGUGGCCCUGUUGAAUCCCAUUGAAAACCCAGACCUGAAACUGGCCAUCGUCAUGCUGAUCGUCCCCUUCUUUGUCAAUGCUUUGAUGUUUUGGGUAGUGGACAAUUUCCUCAUGAGAAAGGGGAGGACGAAAGCUAAACUAGAAGAAAGGGGAGCCAACCAGGACUCGAGGAAUGGGAGUAAGGUCCGCUACCGAAGGGCCGCAUCCCACGAGGAGUCAGAGUCUGAGAUCCUGAUCUCAGCCGAUGACGAGAUGGAGGAGUCUGACACAGAGGAAGACCUGCGCAGACUGACCCCCCUGAAGCCCGCGAAGAAGAAGAAGCACCGCUUCGGGCUGCCCGUGUGACACACUCCUGUGCUGGGGUCAGGUUUGGGGGCCCAGCCGGCUGCCGGGCCCUUCCUUCCCUCCUCUCUGCCCUUCCUCUUCUACCUCCGCCCCUCUUGCCGCCUCCGCCCGCUCCCAGACUACUGUGACUCGGCAGAGGGAGGGCGGGCCAGCGCCGAGGGGUUCGCGGCAACCGGAGGCUCCCACUCAGUUGCACUACAAACACUGACCAAAUAUGCAAGUGAGGCGUUUUGUCUGUCUGUCGUUGUCCCAGACGGUGUCGCGAGGGACCCAGAAGCCCCGUCCUGUGUCUGGCUGGGUGGCAUUGAGGAGGGAACCGUGUGUGCACACGGGCUCUGGGCAGAGCCUUUCCGCAAGGCUCUGGGCGCGUGGACGCAUAACACGUUUUGGGCUAAAAGUCACUCAUUGACCAAGUUGGAACCGCAAUGCUUUCUUACUCGAAAUGGCUUUGUAACUACUGAUUUCUAAAGCCAGUUUUAUGAGCUGUCACAGUGUUAAUGUUUUUUGAGUAUGUGUUUAUUUCCUAUGGGACUAAUGGGCAAAACAUAGAUUUUUAAGUCUUCCGUAUGCUGUUGACUUUUAUAUUUUUAAGUUAUAUUUUCAUACUAUUGUAUUUAAGAACUCUUUUUAAUCCCCAAAGAAAUGGGUUUGUUUGCCUUCCGUGAGAUGUGAACUGGUGGGAAGAAAAAGUCAGGAGUUUUUUUUAUUUGGAAUAUUUUUAGGUGAUCUGCGAUAAGAUGAGGUAAAUGGUCUCAGCAGGAAGGGAGAUGAGGCCUUAUCUGAAAGGAACAAAUCCAGUGGGUCUGUGUAACUCAGGCCUGAGCAGGAGGCAGCUGGUCUGAAGGUCGACCUGGGGCCCCGGUGCAUGUGGGACAGGAAGUGCUCUGUCCACUGGCUUGGCUUUCUGCUGGCAGGUUGAAGUUUUGGUUAAAUGUGACCAAGAAAAGAGCCUAAGAGGUCUGUGUCCAGAGAAACUGCGACCUCGAGGCCACCCCUGUGUGUUCCCUCUCUCAGAGCCUCCAAAUCUGUAGUUUAAAAUUCAGUCUGGGCCUCCGCGCCUCCCACUGGUACAGCCUUCAGAACCAGCUGCUGGACCAGCCCCUCUCAGGCUGCCCUCUGCCUGUCAUCUUACUGUCACCCCCUUGUUUUGCACAACAGUCUGAGGAAUGCCUGUCUGACCAGUGAUCCUGUUUCUCAUGUCCUCCAGAGUCAGGGCAGCCAGGGACGGGGCAGGCCAGGCGCUUCUAAGCCCACGUGCCCUCCCUGGGGAGUGGCCCCCACUCCUCAGCGUGGCCACCAGCCCCUGUAGCUUUGGGAACCUGCUGACCACCGUGGAGUGCGUUGGCCCGAGCACUUGCCCUGCUGUGGAAGCAGCACGGUGGGGCAGCCAGUGUUUUAUCACAGCCCAGAGGCAGCCACAGAAGUUACGGGAACAGAAAACUGCACCACUAAAGUGCAAGCUAGAAGUAAGAUGGGUGCAGGGAGCCCACCUGGCCCAGAACCUUCCUUUCAUACCUACAUACAAACAUGUUGCCCUUAAGUAGAUUGGGUCUGAAUUGUAGCAUGGGAGCCAAACUGUUAAGUGCAGGGCCUGCCUCACCUCUCAGAAUCCCACCCAGGGGCAGGGCACGGGCAGUGGGCUUCUCAGCCCUUCUUCCCCUGGGAGUCUGGAACCAGAGGGCUGAGAGGAACGGGGACCUGUCACUGCUGUGGGCCACAACUCUGCAAAAGUGGGCAUCUGCAGCAGGAGGAGAGAUUGUGUGCAAGACUAGAGGCCGUGUCCGCUUCUGCCCUCAUUUAGGCUCUUAACCCCCUCCCAUCCCUGCCAUGGUGGGGUGUCUCCCUGGAGAAUCAGUGCCGGGGGAGACCAGAGCUGAUGUUGUGCCUGCCGUAAGUCAGCCCCUCGGGGCAUUGCUGGCUCUGUACCUUUCCCUUCUGUUCCAUCUUGUCUAAACAACCUGUGCCCACCGCUGUUUCCUGCACCCUCCUGAGCUCAGAAGCAGAGAUGUCCUUUCACCCUGGAGCUCCAGGCAUAGUGAGUGGGGGAGCCACAGUCCAUGAAAGGUGGAAAGUAGGGGUUGUGUAGGCCUCGGACAAUCUGCUCAUCUGAAGGCCCUUCCCAGUGCCUGCUAGGCAGUGGGUUUAAGGGGCAAAGUGGUGGAGAGUGAGUGGUGGUUUUUCCCUAUAUCCUGAUUUUCAAUAAGGGCUUUAGUCUCUGAGCCACAAUCGUAGAGCUGGCCGACUAAGGGAUGAGUGUCUAAUCAUAGAGGUCCUUGUGGUAUGUGGGACUGGACAGUGUAGCCUUGCCUGUUUGGCCUUAUCUUCCUGUGUGUAUGUGCACGGGUGUAUAACACACACACACACACACACAGUUUGUAUUCCCUGGAGUGUUUCCUGUAGUCACUGGGGUUUUCCUGUGGUUAGUACACGGUCUCAAGAGAGACCAGAUGCAGAGGCCAUGGUCAGAACCUCCUCCUGAGCUGUCCUCCCUCCAUGGGAUGAGUCUCCUCACCACCUGCCCCAAGGUGCCUUAUGAGGUACAGCUCUUUACCCGGCCACAUGGCAAGUGUCACUGUGCUUGAGAAACAAUGGGACACCAACUGGACACUGUGUGCUAUCCAUCUGAUCUGUCUAAGCGUGGACCUUGGCCGAGCCACACAUGACGAAAGCUUAUAAGUCAGGGUCAUGAACAAGUUUUUUGUAACUGAUGGAAAUAACUUGAUGAGGUAAAACGGUCACAUCUCAGUGGAAGGAAUCAUUGUUGGCCUUAUUUCCUUUUGUUGUCAGUGGGAUGUGGACAGUGGCAAGCGGGGGUGGGGGGAUGUUGGUGAGAUCCUGGGCGGCAGUGGUUUGUUGGUCUGCUCAGAAGACCUUCGAGAUAAGGGCCUGUGGCCCAUCAGUUAACUCACAGGCAUGCUGGUGGCCUCCUGCCUCAAGCUUUAACGCAUGCCCCUUCCUGGAGACGGGGAGUCCUAGGCGAGGAUUGCCCUGUCAUGUCUUUAAAGGGAAAAGAUAAGGCUCGAGUCCUAGGCAGUGUAGUCCUGUGGCCUGCAGCACAGCCCCAUCUUCCAGCUGCCCAGGAGCCCACUCUGCCCUCCAGAUAACAACUCCCUGGCCUUUCCACAGCCAGGCCAAAACAGACUGCUCUAGGAACUUCUUGUUGGCCAAAGCAGUCACCUUGUAGAGUGUAGGGUUGGCGUUUAGAUGUUGCACACACUUCCAGCCAGGAGUGGAGAGCUUCUGCUUUGCCCUGUGCGGCAUUGGCAGCUCUGAAGGGCUUUGCUCUCGGUGAGGAACUUCCGGUCCAACAGCCGUCAGCUCCUUGAGCUCCUGGCUGGGUGGGUGGGUUGGUUUCAUUUGAUUUCUCUUUUCAUGAGGUUUAUUAGAACUCAGACCAAUGUGAGUGAGCCAUGGCCUGUUUCCACUGCCCUUCUGGUGGGGGUGUUUAAUCAGUGACGACACACAGAAACCCAUUUUUGAACUGAAAGGGAAGAUGAUGUACUUAACAUUGUACAAUGGUUUACAAUAAAGUUUCACAUCUUAAUACAUUUUUUAAAAAAACAAA